AACAACAUGGCUGCGCCCAUGGACCACGAAGCACCACAUGAGUCUGGAACGCCGAUGGAUAUUAGCGGUGUAACCAUCGUUCAAGAUCCCGUUAAGGGAAAGUGCCUGCAUGCCACAAGAUCUUUCAAGCAGGGAGAGAUCAUUUUCAGGGAGAAACCUGUAGUAUCCUGCCAGUUUUUAUGGAAUGCAAUGUAUAAAUACACUGCAUGUGACCACUGCAUGCGCUCCAUGGAGACAGCAGAAGCCAUGAGCAGACGACUGGCCAACAGUCCCAGUCUGGUGCUGCCCUUCCCACAAUGCUGUGCCAUUAAACAAGAGGAGCACGUCACAUGUCCUCACUGUCAGGUUGCAUACUGUACUGAAAGUUGUAGACAGGAGGCCUGGAAUAAGUACCACAGGGUUCUGUGUCUGGGACCUUCUGUUCAUGACUCUGAGCAUCCUCUCAACAAACUAGCAGAAACCUGGAGAAACAUACACUACCCUCCGGAAACUGCCAGUAUCAUGAUGAUUGCCAGAAUGAUAGCCAUGGUCAAACAGGCAGCCGACAAGGACAACCUUCUCCGAACCUUUGCUGGUUUCUGUCAGGCCACCACUAACCAGGAGGAACACAUGUCACACAAGCUGUUAGGAGCAGAAUUCCAGGACCAGCUGGAACUACUCCGAGGACUCAUGGGGGAGGCACUGUAUGAGGAAAAUUUGGAUCAGUGGUUCACUCCAGAUGGCUUCAGGUCAAUUUUUGCAAUGAUUGGAAGGAAUGGACAAGGAAUUGGGACAAGUUCCCUGAGUGUGUAUGUGCACAACUGUGAUGCACUGGAGCUACCAACUCAGGACAGGGAAAAACUGGAUACAUUUAUCGACCAGCUAUACGUGGACAUUGAGCAAGAGUCAGGAACUUUCCUGAAUUGUGAGGGAUCUGGACUCUACAGUCUCCAGAGUUGUUGUAACCACAGCUGUGAGCCGAGUGCUGAACCAGCAUUUGAUGAAGGCAAUUAUGUCCUCAGUAUGAGAGCCCUCCGAGAUAUUACUGAGGGAGAGGAAUUAUUCAUCUGUUAUUUGGAUGAGUGUGAGAGGACAAGGAGUAGGCACAGUAGACAAAAGUUGUUGAGGGAGAAUUAUCUCUUUUCCUGCAGAUGUGAGAAGUGCAUCAUGGAGGCAGAAGACCCUGAUGUCACAUCCAGUGAAGAGGAAGAAGAUGAAGAAGAUGGAGAGGGGGAUGAAGAGUGACCAUUUCUGGGCCAUUCAAACUGGAAACAUCAAUUACUGGAGAGCACCGGAGUUUGUUUGUGCUGCAAAUUGGGGCCGCACGAUAUCAAAAACUUGAAUUGAGAAAGAAUUCUAAAGCUGCAAUUUAAUUGUAGUACUAGAAGGCUUUCAUUUCCUAUAGCUAGUAGGUCUCCAAUAAAAAGAAAUCUUGUCAGAAAUUUAGUAUGGCAUAAUUUGGUAUUUUUAUGUGAAUAGAUACUAUUUUAUGGUAUAUGAGAAAAAUUAAUAUGGAAACCUUUGGCCACACCAAUUUAAUUUCUUUCUAUUUUUCAGAAAAAAAUAUGAAGCGACAGAGCAAAAAAAAACAGGCCAAGGCACCCCAUG
This is a messenger RNA of Branchiostoma belcheri (Belcher's lancelet), 1587 nucleotides long. Its product is annotated as SET and MYND domain-containing protein 5-like. Gene Ontology annotation, molecular function: protein binding; histone H4K20 methyltransferase activity. NCBI's taxonomy places the organism in Eukaryota, Metazoa, Chordata, Leptocardii, Amphioxiformes, Branchiostomatidae. The record is from RefSeq and is a predicted model, not a curated record. The coding region runs from base 7 to 1224 and encodes 405 amino acids. The transcript has 13 exons.